Messenger RNA from Lethenteron reissneri (Far Eastern brook lamprey), 6696 nucleotides. RefSeq names its product serine/threonine-protein phosphatase 6 regulatory subunit 3-like. Gene Ontology annotation, cellular component: cytosol; nucleus. Lineage: Eukaryota; Metazoa; Chordata; Hyperoartia; Petromyzontiformes; Petromyzontidae. Gene Ontology annotation, molecular function: protein phosphatase regulator activity; protein phosphatase binding. The record is from RefSeq and is a predicted model, not a curated record.
UUGUGGGUAGGCGGAGCCGCCAUGUUGGUGGAGCUGGCGUGAAGUUGGCGGCGCGAAGUCGGUGGACACGACGGCGACUUUACUGACGUCUCUCCUCCUCCUCCUCUCCUCCUCUCUUCCACCACCUCCUCGUACUCACCGCCACCACCGUCUUCUCCUCUCUCCUACCCGCACCGAGAACCCUAACCACCAAGUCACCGCUUUUGUUUCAAACACAUCAGUCGCCUACUCGUUUUUUUAACUGCUCGUGUCGCCGGCGGCCUGUGGGUGGGUGGUGGUGGGUGUCUCGAGGUGUUCCGUGCUUGGUGCUUGGAUCGUAGCGGUGGUGGUGAAUAUUGUACACGUACAUCUUGUUUCACCCACCACCAUCCCCUCUCUUGUUUUAACUCACAAGUCCACGCGCGCGUGCGGCCUGCGAGUUUGGGAACCGCGUUCCUCACAACAUCACCGCCUCACCACCCCCCCCCCUCGCCUAGUAUAGGCCCCGGGGAAGAAGCGACGGCGGCGAUAAGCGAUAAUAGAGACACAAACAACGACGGUAAACGUGGACGUACGCGAAAGGCCGCGAGAGUUAACGCGAGAAAUUACACGCGACCGGUUGCCGCGUUACAAGCGGCUACUCGACGUCGGCGUUAACGUGGAUACGCCGCAAACAUAAACUGGGAAUACCACGAAACGGCAUUGGUUACAAAUACGGAGUACAUACAUAAACAGCUGAUAAACUAUUCUGCCUACACUGUAAGCAACAGAAAUACGGGAUACUAUUAAACUAUACGAACAAAAUCACAACGGCUAAUAUAAGCAUUAACAUAGACUACGCAUAAGCAUAAACAUUAGUAACAGUAUUAAACGCAUACGUAAUACCACCACUACAUUAACACACAAUUAAUCAAAACAACGACCGCAAAACGUACCUCUAAUAACAUAAUCCAGCAAUAGAAAGGGGAGAGAGCGAGAAAAACGACGUUGACAUCGGCAGCAACUUAAAGCGGCGAGCAGCAAGAAUAUCAACAUCGACGCGAUUGAGGCAAUCGUAAACAACAACAACAACAGCAACAACAACAACACAAGCAAGACAUCCUCCACUGCUGAGUAGAGAGGAGUUCUCGCCGUCUGCCGACGGAGGGGGAUGAUCAAGUAGCCGCCGCGACUCCCGCACGCCGUGCAGUUCCCACAGCAGCCAUGUUUUGGAAGUUCGACCUGCACACCUCGUCGCAGGUGGACACGCUGCUGGAGCGCGACGACGUCACCCUGCAGGAGCUGCUGGACGAGGAGGAGGUGCUGCAGGAGUGCAAGGCACAGAACCGCAAGCUGCUCGAUUUCCUGCUGCGGCCCGACACCAUGCUCGAGCUGGUGCGCCUCAUCACGCACGAGCCACCCGGGGACAUCGAGGAACGCCUGCGCUUCAAGCACCCAAAUGUGGCGAGUGAAAUCCUGACGGCUGACGUGAUGCAGAUAAAUGACCGUCUGGUGGAGGAACCCUUGAUGAGCCAGAUCUAUGCCUUUCUGGAGCAGGAGAGCCCCCUUAACCCUCUAUUGGCCAGCUUCUUCAGCAAGGUCUUAGGCGUCCUCAUCACCCGCAAGACCGAACAGAUACUGGAUUUCCUGCGGAAGAAAAACGACUUUGUGUCUCUUCUGCUGAAGCACAUUGGCACAUCGGCCAUUAUGGAUCUGCUGCUGCGGCUUCUGGCAUGUGUCGACUCACCCGAGCUUCGGAAGGAUCUUUUUAAUUGGUUAAACGAAGAGAAGCUGGUCAAUCGGCUGAUCGAGGUUAUCCACCCUUCGCAGGAUGACGAGAGGCAUUCAAAUGCAUCGCAGUCACUGUGUGAUAUUAUUCGGCUGAGUCGCGAGCAAGCCGGUUCGGAUGGAGAAGACCCAGAACCAUUGCUCGCCACGCUGGAAAAGCAAGAGACCGUUGAACAGCUGUUAAACACCAUGUUGGAUGGAGAGAUGAAUGAGACUGCCCUGGUCAGCGGCAUACAGGUGCUGCUCACCUUGUUGGAAACGCGCCGCCCAGGGUACCCAGAAGAGAUGUUUGGAGGCAUCAUGUGCAGGGCCGAAGGGUUAGACAUGUUUCCAAAUGCAUUGGAGCAAUCGUCUCCUGCAGUUAACCGCUCGGUCUUGCUGGGCAUCAAGCCCAAACUCAGCGAUCUCCACCAGCUGCUGCUACAGCCACCCAAGAAGGCUGCCAUGAUAACUACUGCCGGCUCUCUGGAUCCUCCACUGGGUAACACCCGCCUGCAUGUGGUGAAGCUUCUGGCUGCGAUUCUGCAGAGCAACGUGUCCAGCAUCAAUGUAGAGCUAAUGGAACUUGACACGAUCAACGUACUGUUGGACCUGUUCUUCCAGUAUGUGUGGAACAACUUCCUGCACCUGCAGGUGGAGCAGUGCCUGACGGCCGUGCUGAGUCGUCCCGUGAUGACCCCACCACCACCACCCGUCCAGGAGGAGGCUUCCGAGAGCCAGGGGCCUGAAGCUGAUCCCGCGGAAAACGCCAAGGCGGACAGCUCACUCAUUGCACACCUGUUCCAAAACUGCAGGCUAGUUGAGAGAACACUAGACGCCUGGGAAAGCAACAGCAAAGAACAGGCAAACGGAGGAAGGCGGCGUGGUUACAUGGGCCACCUGACACGAGUAGCCAACUGCCUCAUACAAAAUUCUGGGAAAGGCCCCAACCAAGAGCUCAUACAGGAGCAGCUGAAGGGUCUACCAGAUAUGUACAGAGAAAAGUGGGAGGGCUUCAUUGAAGGACCGCUUGCGGAAAUGAUUAAGAGAAAUACCACGGACCUGGUCAGUACUCCAGUACUCCAUUCAUCGGAGGAUGAGGAUGAGUCCGACUUGAGGAACAUAGGAUUUCCAUCAGAAUUUGCUGUGCAGCAGACCUUUUAUGAUUACCAGAUGCAGCAGAUGACUUCCAACUUUGUUGAUCAGUUUGGCUUCAAUGAAGAUGAAUUUGCUGGGCAGGAGGACAGAGUCAAUACUUCCUUCGACAGAAUUUCUGACCUCAGUUUUGAUCCGGUUUUGAACCCAUACGGAUCAGGCAGUGGUGAAUCUCGGCGGCGUUUUGAAGAUAGCGGCUCGGAUGAAGAGGAAGAUAUCUGGGAAGAUAAGGAGACCUUUUACCAGACUGCCGUUCUGGCCAGACAAAGCAGCACGCCGGGUAAGAGUGACGGCGAUGGAGAAGAGAGCGAGGGCAGCUCGGACUCGGAGGAGGGCGACGGAGGAUCUGGGGACGUGUUCCACUCACCGGAGAAACCGGCGCCGGCAGCAACAAACUCGUAUGAGAAGAUGGAAGUUGAUCCGGCCGCCACAGAUGUGGAAGAUGUCGCAAUGGAGACGGGUGAGACUACCACAACGCCUGUUGCCAUGGAAAUCAAUGACUGCACGUCACAACCUCCGGUUGCCAUGGAGAUGCAAGAGCCCUCAGCCCCGCUGCCACUCGGAGCCAGCGUCGUGCAGCCCAUGGAGGCGGCGAGUGUAGAGCGAAGCAACCCCCCCCAGGGCUGUGCCAUCAGACCCGCAGCAGCAGCAGCAGCAGCACCUGCCCAAGUCGAGGAUGCCAUUCAGUCGCCUACGGCAAUGGAGACGGGGGCAGAGCCUGAGGAGCACAAUGAAAGCCAACCUAAUCUACUGGAACCAGCAGUACACGCAGGACCCGAGCCCCUGAAGUCUCCCAAAAAACCACAGGACAAAGAGCAGCAUCCUUCCACCCAUGCAGACCCUACCAAAACCACCCUGGCGGCAGAUGCCCCCCGUCCGUCACAGCACAAAGCAGACGACCCGGCCAAGGAGGGCGUGUCGCCUACGACCGGCCUAGCAUCAGCGAGCGCUGCAGGGACACCCAGCGAGGGGGCGGCGCUGGCGGUCAACCCCGUUGCAGCUGCCUCUACGCCGCAGUGUGCAGAAAACUCACCUGUCAAGACCUUGACUGAAGUUGACCAACAGUCUAGGCUGAGUCCAGCCGUUUCUGCAAACCCCAAGUCUACCAGUUCUCCAUCAUCAUUGCAAACUCGUCAAGCCAGCUGUCCUGCUGUUACACCUGCCGUGCCUAUAACAGCUGAUAAAUCACCCGCUUCGGAAGGUGGAUGUUUGGCCAGCCAGCGUGAUAUCAGCCCUAUCAGCAGCCCGAAGAUGAGUCCGUCCACUUGCACUGAAGCAGAAUCUGCGGCCAAAGUGGAAGCCGUUGGUCGAUUGCCUGCACUGGCAAAUGGGCCAAUGCAGGAAGGUUGCUCGGCAACAGAAACAAAGCCACCUGUUCAGCUUCUUACAGUCACUGAUGCUACAGUGAAUGGCCCAUUGUGACCUACGCUGAGUCACAGUUCCCGACCGAUGAGUUGAGUUCAGCAGCUGGCGUUGGGGCUGCGCGACACCUCAGCCAGGUAGCACACUUAUGGCUUGAGUAUCUUGUUAUAAAAAAAACAUUGCCUACAAGAAGGAAAAUGUCCUGGUUUUAAAAUGCACAAUUGCAUGAAUUAUUAAAGUUCGGUGGCGUAUUGACGCCAGUGAGUGCAAAAGCGUUGGGGAGGGCUGGAGAGGUAUAAGUGUUAGUAAAUCGGUGUGCAGAUCUUAUCGGAUCUUCCUUCUGCCCAAAUUCUUAUGCUGCUAUUCGUUGAGGUUCAUUUGGAAUUACACUGGCAGUAUACUAACAAUGUAAAAAUUGCAAUUGUCAAAUCUAAAGCCUCCGAAAAGCUUCCCUCUCUGCUUCUCGAGCUAUGUUUCGACACUUAGCAAUAUGUAGCAGUUGAUGAAUUUCUUCAUUGUACUUUAUUGUAAGUACUGCUUUUUAACAAGCCAAUGCAAUGUUAAACCUUACUUUGUCAAUGAUUCAGCGCAGCAGUCCCAAAUCGACAUUUAUCUAUACAGCAAUGGGUGCAUGGUUUAUGCGUACAAGAUGAUCUUCCACUUCAGAAGAGCUUUGAAGAUAAUUUUCGACAGAGAAUGUCUUUUUAAAGACAAAGAGCAAUGUAAGUGAUAAUAGGCCAGUGCAAUUAAGGAAUUGUUAAUUGUAGAAUAAACUUUGCAUCGUCAUCAAAACUUUUGUAGUUAAGGCUACCUCACUAUCUUUUGGCAGUGUGUGUCACUUAAUGAGCUGGGGCACAACACGACACAAUGUCCUCGUGACAAGUGACAUUUUCUGUUUCUCAGCUGUAUCCAGUUCUUGUUUCAACCACUGCUUCGAAAAGCCAAAGCUUAGCAGAUUUAUUUAUUUUAUACUUUUUUAAAGGUGGCUUCGGGAGGCUGGAACACUGGGGGAUGAAAAGCAGGGGCAUACAAGCACGUAUGGUGUGCUCUUCAUUACCUUAGUGUUUAGUAUCAUCACAGAAUCUGGGGCGCACAAGGUGAUCUCUAAAGCAAAGGCUGUGAAUUUGCUUUGCGAUGUUACCUAUGCUAUGUUUUCUGAUUACAAUCGAGAUUUGUUUUCUUAUGCCUAAAAAAAAAUCAAUAACAUUUUGUCUUCCAUGUAAGUUUGCUAGCUGUGUAACGUGGAAAUUCAUUUAGUCUGCACACAUUGUGUUAAAUAUGGUGAAACUUUACUUUAAAAAAUUAUAAAAUGCGUCAAGCAGGGUAUGCUGCUUCUGAGCAGUGUUUCCUCUUAAUAAAAUACCAUCAAUAUACUUUGGAUGAGAAUAGCUUUGUUUCUAUUUUCUCAGAAAUAUAAUGCAAUAAUAUUUGACAAAAAAAAUCUUUUGAAAGUGUGAGCAAUUUCGUAAAAAAAUGCGUUUUAAGGACUGGUUCGGUUGUAUAAAGAGUGGCAGCUGGUGUACAGUGGUAUACACUGACCUUGCAGGGGUGUGCAUAUCAGGUGCGCAUUCAAAUUGUAUAUAUUGCAGUACUACAAAAAUAAACUUGAGAUAAUCUUGAAAAUACCCCUGGAGAAAAUAUUGCCAAAUUGUUCCUGUCUCUUUUUCGCAAGGAUAUGUAACCCCGUUUGCACUUUUCCUUCCUGGGCUGUACACCAGUGAUUGCUUGUUUCCCUUUUUGCAAAUUAGAGGGACAUUAAAAGCUUAUAUACCAAACACUAAAAUGUUUGCAUGCAAAUAUUUUACUUGUUUCCUUUAUUGUGAUUUAGGCAAUUAAGUAGACUUGCCAAACAAUGCAGUGUAUAAUUUGUUUAGAGAUAUUAGGGAUGGGGGGAGGAGGGAGGCAGGUUAGUGUAUUCAAAUAAAAAAUAAUUUAAAAUAAUUACUGCCAAUACUCAGGUUGUGGGGAGGGGCUAAUCACCUCUGGAACUGUUUUAUUACACUAUGGUAUUUCUCAUUUAAAAAAAAAUUCAUGGUCAAGUCAAGCAUUAUAAAAACAAAUGAUCUUACACGCAUUCUUAUUUUUGGUUAUCUGUUGUAGAUUUGAAACAUAAUUAGACUUUUCCCCAGGAUUUUUUUAAUAUAAAGCCACUGAUACAAGGACUGGAAAAAAAACAUGCAGUUUGGGCAGUGUUUACACCUUUAUUACCUGGCACACCCCUCAUUGGUUACACAGCUGUACAAACAUUGUAAAUGCUCAUCCGCUGUAUGUGUGCGCGCCUCAACCAACGCUUUGUAUAGUCCACGGAUAAUUUACAACUUGGUGAUAAUUUGUGUUAUUCAAAUUUUAAAGUGUAUCUAAAACUUUUGAUAAAUGUAGUUCUGGCAUGUUUUCUGACAAACUAAUGUGCAGAUGUAUUGAUCUUUUAUUGUGAAUAAAGUUUAAAAAAAAAUA